Messenger RNA from Aspergillus oryzae RIB40, 3912 nucleotides. RefSeq names its product ABC transporter ATP-binding protein. The transcript is spliced from 2 exons. The record is from RefSeq and is a predicted model, not a curated record. Gene Ontology annotation, biological process: transmembrane transport. Gene Ontology annotation, cellular component: membrane. Lineage: Eukaryota; Fungi; Ascomycota; Eurotiomycetes; Eurotiales; Aspergillaceae. Gene Ontology annotation, molecular function: ATP hydrolysis activity; ABC-type transporter activity; ATP binding. The coding region runs from base 1 to 3912 and encodes 1303 amino acids.
AUGCGUCGUGCCACCUCGUUCGGUCGUUUGCUGGUCUACGGCAACCCCUCGUCGUCCGACCUAGCCCUCCUCCUCGUCGGCUUUAUCACUUCAAUUGCCUCUGGGAUUCCCUUUCCUAUUAUGUCGAUUGUUUUUGGACAGCUAGUGGAUGGACUCAACUCGUCAACGUGCAACGUCACCCCCUCCAACGCCGACUCCUACCAAGCGGGCAUCAAUGACAAAAUCCUGUUGAUCGUAUACAUUGGUAUCGCCUAUUUCGCUCUCAUCUACAUCUACGUCCUCUGUUGGAAUCUCUCCGGCGAGCGCCUAGCCCAGCGUCUGCGAGAGAAGUAUUUCAGCGCCAUCCUGCGCCAGGAUGCCGCGUUCUUCGACAACCUACCCGCAGGAGAGGUAUCCUCGCGGAUCACCGGAGAAAUCGCCGUCAUACAACAAGGCUCAUCAGAGAAAGUCGGAAUUGUGAUAAACAGUAUCGCAUUCUUCAUCACCGCAUACAUAGUAGCCUUCAUCAAGGACCCCAAACUGGCCGGCAUGCUGGUCUCCCUCACCCCAGCGUACCUGAUCAUGUCUAUUGGCGGAGGAUACUUCGUGCAGAAGUUUUUCGGACGCGCACUGGAGGGUAUGGCGAAGGCCUCAUCGGUCGCGCUGGAGGCAUUCUCAAAUACAAUGGUUGUGCAAGCCUUUUCGGCAAACGCCCGGUUGGAGGAGAAAUUUGUUGAAGUCUUGCAUCCUGCAUUGUCGGCCGGCGUUUGGAAAUCGAUCGCUGCUGCCACUCAGGCGGGUCUUUUAUACUUCAUUGCCUUUUCGGCCAAUGGUCUGGCUUUCUGGCAAGGGUCGCGACAAAUCGCAGACGCUGUAGAGUCUGGAGGCGACGGCAUAACGGUGGGGAACACAUUCACAGUUAUUCUCAUCCUUGUGGAUGCGUCUUUGAUUCUCAGUCAGGCUGCCCCGUUUUUGCAAAGCUUCGACGCCGCGGCCGUAGCCUUCGGCAAGCUGGAAGCCGACAUCGAUCACCCGACUACCAUCGACGGUACCACUGAAGAUACCGGUCGUGUGCUGCCAGAGGUUACGGGAAAUGUGGAAUUACGGAACGUCUCAUUCAAGUUUCCGUCCCGACCGGACAAGCCCGUGCUCCAGGACCUCUCUUUGAGCUGCCCAGCCGGUCAACAGACAGCUAUUGUCGGACUGUCAGGCAGUGGAAAGUCCACCGUCGCCGGGUUGAUCACCCGAUUCUACAAUGUGGAUGAGGGCGCGGUACUGUUAGAUGGCCACGAUGUCAAGGAUCUCAAUGUGAGAUCUGUCCGUAGCCAUAUAAGUCUCGUACAACAGGAACCAUGUCUCUUGGACCGGUCCAUCCUUGAAAACAUCGCGCUGGGCCUCAUCAACUCUCCUAGACACGAUCACCUGCAUUCGAUUCUGAUGGGUAGUGUUCUCGCGGAUGUCGCGGCAGCAGUGCGAGACGGGAAAGAUCUAGUGUUGGCUUCUCUGGAGCAUGGGGAUGGCGCACGAGAAAUUGUGGAAUUAGUCCUGCACGCUGCCCUGUUGGCCGAUGCGAAUGGUUUCAUUGAGCGUUUGAAAGAAGGCUUUGGAACACAAGUUGGGUCUAAGGGCAAUCUCAUCAGCGGUGGACAAAAGCAACGCAUCUCCUUGGCGCGCGCUCUGGUGAAAGAUCCGCGUAUCCUGAUCCUGGAUGAAGCCACGGCAUCCCUCGACUCGGCGACCGAGGCGCGUAUCCAAGAGGCUCUAGAUAACGUGGCGAUCGGCCGGACUGUGAUUACUAUUGCCCAUCGUCUGUCGACUAUCAGGAAUGCCGACAAUAUUAUCGUUAUGCGCCAAGGGAAGCUGGUGGAGCAAGGAACCCACCAGCAACUGCUAGAAGCCAACGGUGCCUAUGCUGAGUUGGUCCGUCUCCAGAACCUCAACGUUCACGGCGGCCAAGAUGACGAGGAGACGGAGGUGAGCUCCGCUCGUUCUGGUUCCUUGGUGCCAAUCGUUAGUGAGAAGACCGGAGCUCUUGAGACUUCUGUGACCGAUGCCAUUGACGAAGAAAAGACUAAGCCUGCAAAGACUGCGGAGCCAGAGAGUGCGAUCGAGGAAAAGCGAAGCUUUGGAUCAACCGUAGGCUCCAUGGGCUCCCUUUUCCGACCGUACACAUUCGUGCUGAUCCUGGCGAUCGCUGGGGCUGUGAUCAUCGGCGGCACUUAUUGCGGAUCGUCGGUGAUCUUCGGCAACGUCGUGGGCAAGCUUAGUGGCUGCGAGGAGCCUGACUCCAUUCGUCAUGCUGGAGAGCUGUUUGGACUUAUGUUCUUUGUGCUGGCCAUUGUCGAAUUCCUUGCUAACUUCCUUAGCUGGUCGCUCUUUGGCUGGGUGGCUGAGCAAGUCAUUUACAAAGUGCGCAUACUAUCGUUGCGGUCUAUUCUCGAGCAGGAUUUGGCAUGGCACGAGUCAGCAAAUCGAAACCCAUCACUACUGCUGUCGUUCAUUACAAAGGAUAGCAGUGCCCUGGGUGGUCUAACAGGCUCUGUGGUCUGCACUAUCCUUUCGGUUCUGGUUAGUCUCGUCGCGACUAUUACUAUGACACACAUUAUUGCUUGGAAGAUUGCUCUAGUAUGUCUAUCCGUGAUCCCACUGUUGCUGGGUGCCGGCUACAUGCGAGUCACCACGCUGGCUAGUUUCGAGGAGCGACACCUAGAGGCCUUUGCAAACUCCGUGGGUAUCACCGUUGAGGCCGUCAACUCAAUCAAAACCAUCAUGUCGCUGUCCCUGGAACAUGAAGUGCUUGGCACAUACCGUCGAUCACUCUCGGCCCCAAUGCGCCAGAUCACUCGACAAAGCGCUUGGGCGAAUUUAUGGCUUGCCGUCGGGUACGGACUGAGUAACUUUCUAUAUGCACUGGCGUACUGGUGGGGAUCAAAGAGGAUUAUCGCGGGUGAAUACACUCAAACGCAGUUCUUCAUCGUGCAGCUAGCACUGCUCGUCAGCUCUCAACUGUGGGGACAGAUGUUCGCCCUCGCACCCGAUGUCUCACGCGCAUUCCAGGCCACACGGAGACUAUUGAAUCUGCUCGACUUGGGGUCGACAAAGAAGCUAUCUGCACCACUUCAGCUACUGGGGGAUGUCGAAGCCACGGCACCUCCCCGCGAGAAGAGAUCCUCUUCUGAGUCCCGUGACGGCAUCAGUGUUGUAUUCAAGCAAGUUCGCUUCUCGUACCCUGCACGGCCGGACACCCGAGUGCUACACGGUCUGGACUUGAGCGUUCAACCAGGACAGUUCGCCGCACUCGUAGGACCCAGCGGCGCAGGCAAGUCCACAAUAAUCUCACUCGUCGAGCGACUAUACGGACCUGACUCAGGAACCAUCGAAGUCGACGGCCACAACAUCGCCUACAGCGACGGCUCAUUCCGGGAUGAUAUUGCCUAUGUUCCUCAACAGAGUGUGCUGUUCGAGGGCACGAUCCGAUUCAAUCUGACCCUAGGCGCCAGACCAGGCCAAACAGUCAGCCAGUCUGAACUAGAGGAGGCAUGUAAACUGGCCAACAUCCAUGACACGAUCAUGCAGCUGCCAGAUGGAUAUGAUGCCUACUGUGGGCCAAACGGCGACCGGCUUUCUGGAGGUCAGAAACAGCGAUUGGCGAUUGCGCGCGCGCUCAUCCGCAAGCCUAAGCUUCUGCUGCUGGAUGAGUCGACCAGUGCGCUUGAUGCAGAGUCGGAGAGAUUGCUGCAGGAUGGGCUUGAGAAGGCCACGAAGCAUAUGACCGUUAUUGCGAUUGCACAUCGACUGUAUACUAUCCGCAAGGCGGAUGUGAUCUUCUUGAUUGAGGAUGGUCGGUGUGUUGACCGAGGAACUCAUGCACAGCUGAUCGAGCGCAGCGAGAGUUAUCGUGUGAAUGCUCUAAACCAGGCUGUGGAUGGCUGA